Messenger RNA from Emericellopsis atlantica, 1773 nucleotides. Its product is annotated as fungal-specific transcription factor domain-containing protein. The record is from RefSeq and is a predicted model, not a curated record. The transcript is spliced from 3 exons. Gene Ontology annotation, molecular function: zinc ion binding; sequence-specific DNA binding. The coding region runs from base 1 to 1773 and encodes 590 amino acids. Gene Ontology annotation, cellular component: nucleus. Lineage: Eukaryota; Fungi; Ascomycota; Sordariomycetes; Hypocreales; Bionectriaceae. Gene Ontology annotation, biological process: positive regulation of transcription by RNA polymerase II; DNA-templated transcription.
AUGCCAGAGAGCCGCCACGGGUCGACGGUCACGACGAGCGCGAGCUUGGGCAGCCGCGAUGGCACGACGCCCGGGUCGUUGCACCUCCCAGAGCCCACGCAACGUAGGACGUUUGCCCCCGACGACGGAGACACCAGCACUCAUCGCGACUCAUCCCCCCAUGGCUUCCGCCAGAAUCCUCUCGUGGACAAUGGCGAGACGUUUGCGCGCGACUCCAAUGGCAAAUAUUGGUACAUGGGACCCACCUCCUCCUGGGCGUUCUGCCGUCGUGUCCUGGCCAUCAUCGGUGCUGGCAAGGGCUCUGGCAUGGAGAUGCCCCCGGCGCGAAGCCCGGUCAACCCGUGGGACCUCGAGACGCUGCACCUCACCUGGGACCCCAUCGGCGCCAACGAGCAGCCGAGCGUCGAGAACCUCCCCUCGCGUGACUAUGCAAGCUAUCUUGCUCACACGGUCAAGUACCACCUCGGGUCACUGUACGACAUUAUCGACCACGACUCGUUCCACCAGCAGAUGCGCGACUUCUAUCACAAUCCGCAGGAGGUGGCCAACGAGUCGCGCUACUGGUAUUCGCAAUUCCUCUUCAUGCUUGCGUUUGGCGAGGCGUUCAGUCCAACGGAGAGCUCGGAAGCAGGCACCUUACCCGGCAUGAGCUACGCCUCACGGGCACUGGCCCUGAUCCCAGCGCUCGUGCCCAUCGACAAGGCGUCCAUGCCUGCCGUCGAAGCGCUCUGCCUCGCCGCGCUGUACUUGCAGGCCGUCGACCUGCGACUCAUGGCGUUCCAGCUGAUCGGCCAAGCACUCCGCAUCUCGGUCAUUGAAGGCUGGCAUCGUCACGUUCCGCCCGAGGACGUCGGCUUGCGGCAUUCGCAGCGCUGCAACACCAUCUUCUGGACGGCGUACAUCAUGGACCGCGAGUUCGGCACGCUGGUCGGUGCGCCGAGCUCGAUCCGCGACGAAGAUAUUACGACCAAACUCCCCUCGAUGAUAGAAGACUCGCCAAGGGCAACGGCCCUGUCACUGCAGAUCAGGCUGUCGCGGCUGACAGCGUCCAUCCUGACCGGCGUCUACGGCGUGGACAGACACUUCAACGAGUCUCUGAUUCGCGACACGCAGUCUGUCCUACAGGACCUGGCGCACGUCUCGAGAGACCUGACCACCUACAUGGAGCAGGAGCUCAAGGGCACCGACGUCAGCACGUCCAAGAUCGCCACGAGACUCAUCCUCUCCUACCACCACUGCGUCGUCUUGACCACCAGGCCGCUGGUCAUCUCGGCCCUGAACAUUCUCAGGACGGUGGCCAACCUCGGCGACAGGAACCUGGUCGACUCGUUUCUGCCGUUCCAGCUCGAGUCCUCCUUCUCGUCCGCCUUCCUGCUCUACGUCCUCGACACGGUGUCGCCCGACUUUAUCCAGGACGAGACCUGGCUCAGCACCACGCAUCACAUCUUUGACAUUAUGAUCAGUCGCCGCAGCCCGGCGGCGGCCCUGCGGAAACGCGAAUUUGCGCGUCUCGAGGAGGUCAUGAGCGACUACAUACGGGGUCGCGACCCAGAGCACCACGAGAGGAUACAUGCGCACGAGUACGCCGAGAAUUCUGCACUGCAGCCGCACGGUCAACACCAGCAGCAGUCACAGGGGCAGCAGCAACAACCGCAUCAACAAUCCCAGACGUGGGAUCUACUGGGGAGCUACAAUAAUUUUGGCAUGUCACCGACGGAAAUGCUGAAUCUGGCCGACGAUCUCCAGGUGGAGGACUUUAUGAUGCCCGAGUAG